Messenger RNA from Drosophila ananassae, 2299 nucleotides. It is a transcript of the gene Lac, whose product is annotated as lachesin. The record is from RefSeq and is a predicted model, not a curated record. Gene Ontology annotation, cellular component: neuron projection. The coding region runs from base 430 to 1509 and encodes 359 amino acids. The transcript is spliced from 2 exons. NCBI's taxonomy places the organism in Eukaryota, Metazoa, Arthropoda, Insecta, Diptera, Drosophilidae.
UUUUGAAACCUGAAUUCAUUCGUUGCGCGGCAUUCAAAGUGUAAGGUUGUGUCUUCCGUGAGUCUCUCGACUGAAAUUUCUGACCGAUCGGGCCAAUACCCAGACAGUGAGAGAGAACGUAGUUUAAAAACCAGCUUAGAGCGGGCCGACAAGUGUGACUUGCAGUCAGCAUCCGCGUCCAUUGUCGUGGUAGAGAAAGAAACGACGCUAUCUGUGUACUCCGCCGUCGUCGACGUUUUUGGAGACGUCUUUGGGGCCCUCUCUCACACAUUUUUUUGUGAUUUUGGAGCCAGGUUGCUAUCUCCCAAGUCUUCUCGAGAAGAAUUGUGUGGCGCGCUUGUUAUUCGUGCUCUUGUCUCUCGGCUCUCCACUCCACUUUUUGCUGGGUGUGGUGCUAGAAACGAAACUCAAAUAAAUUAAUUGCACAAGAUGUGGCGCCCGAGUAUCUUAAAGUGUGUCUGGAGCACGCUGCUCCUGGCCCUCGCCUGCCACCAGGCCAGUGGCCAGCGUACGCCCACCAUUUCCUACAUCACACAGGAGCAGAUCAAGGACAUUGGCGGCACCGUGGAGUUCGACUGUUCCGUUCAGUAUGCCAAAGAGUACAAUGUGCUCUUCCUGAAGACUGACAGCGAUCCCGUCUUCCUCUCCACUGGCUCCACGCUGGUGAUCAAGGACUCCCGUUUCUCCCUCCGCUACGAUCCCAGCUCCUCCACCUACAAGCUGCAGAUCAAGGACAUCCAGGAGACCGAUGCUGGCACCUAUACCUGCCAGGUCGUCAUCUCCGUCGUCCACAAAGUCAGCGCCGAUGUGAAGCUCUCGGUGAGGCGUCCGCCCGUCAUCUCCGACAACUCCACUCAGUCGAUCGUGGCCAGCGAGGGAACCGAAGUCCAGAUGGAGUGCUAUGCCAGUGGCUAUCCCACACCGACCAUCACAUGGCGGCGGGAGAACAAUGCCAUCCUGCCAACGGAUAGCGCCACCUAUGUUGGAAACAUCCUGCGCAUCAAGUCAGUAAAGAAGGAGGACCGCGGCACCUACUACUGCGUGGCGGACAAUGGAGUCAGCAAGGGCGACCGGCGCAACAUCAACGUGGAGGUGGAGUUCGCUCCAGUGAUCACUGUGCCAAGGCCCCGAUUGGGACAGGCUCUGCAGUACGACAUGGAUCUGGAGUGCCACAUCGAGGCGUACCCGCCACCGGCCAUCGUCUGGACCAAGGACGACAUCCAGCUGGCCAACAACCAGCACUACAGCAUCUCCCACUUCGCCACCGCCGACGAGUACACCGACUCGACGCUGCGUGUGAUCACCAUCGAGAAGCGCCAGUACGGAGAUUAUGUGUGCAAGGCCACCAACCGAUUCGGAGAGGCUGAGGCGCGAGUGAAUCUGUUCGAGACCAUCAUUCCUGUAUGCCCACCGGCUUGCGGUCAGGCGUACUAUGCCGGCGCUGAGGAGGUGGCCGCCACCUCGUUCGCCCUGGUGGGCAUCCUUCUGGCCAUGCUCUUCACCAGAUAAGCCAAUCCUCCGACUCUAACUCCAACUCCAACUCCGACUCUGACCAAGAGCUCCAUGAUUCCAAUCCAUUACUCAGUCCCCGAAUGCAUCAUAAUACCUACGACUAAAUACAAUCAUACAUACAUGAAUCUAGAGUCUAGACAUAUAGACAGCAAUAGUCUCAAAGGAUCCAUCCCCCCAUUACCCCAGUUCUAAUUUCAAUCUGUUGCCUAUAGCCUUGUUUUGUAGUUUGAGUUUUCGUUUCGCCCUGUCCAAUUUUCGUACGUCCAAUAUUAUGUAUUAAGUUAAGUAUGCUAAGUGAAGGGCCGACGACUAGAUGAGCGAGCAAUCGAUUUAAUUUAUUAGCACCUUAGAGAGCCAAAACGAAAUACGAAAAACCGAUACGAAGUCCGACACUGUAAAUGUUUUUAAAUACUAUACUUUAAUCAACACAAGAUACAUCACAACAUUCCGCUUUUGUAUGGAAAUAUUUUAUUUUUAUUUAAUAAACAAUAAAGUAUUUUCGUUAUCUAACUCUGACACUCUGACAACUCGACUAAUUCCCCAUUACCCUACUCCUAAAGACUAACUGAACCACUUGCAUCAAAUCGAGGCAAAGAUCCAAAUUGGAAAAUAUGCAACAAUGUUGUGUAAAUCUCUAGCUUUUAAGCAUUUUCGAAUAACCAGAAAUUUUUUACCCAAAUUUUUGUGUGGGUGUGAAUAAAAAUCAAUUUCGACUUUGUAAUAAAAAAUAAAAAAAAAUACAUAAAAUAGACAAAAAAAAAUAAAUAAAAAUACAUUUAAAAAACAA